This is a messenger RNA of Auanema sp. JU1783, 936 nucleotides long. Lineage: Eukaryota; Metazoa; Nematoda; Chromadorea; Rhabditida; Rhabditidae. The record is from the annotation of a GenBank genome assembly.
AUGACUGACAAUAAGGUUAACAUGGCCUUAGAUGACAUUAUUAAAAUGAACAAACAACAGAAAAAGGGCAAAGCCCCUCGUAAUGUAAGAGGCAAACAACAGAAUCGCAACGUUCGUAAAGCUCCAGUACGCAAAGGAGCUGCUGUUAAAAAAGGAGCGGCAACAUCUUUAUCUAGCGUUCAGACAAAAAAGCUCGUUCAGAAGCUUGUCAAGAAAGCUCUGAAAACGCGCAUGGCUGCAGCACAAAGAACUAACGCCCCUGUAAGGCGUGGAGGAGUUCGUGCUCGAGGAAUUUCUGGGCGUCCUGCUCUGGCCCGUGUCAAUAUUAGAUCUCGAGCCAUUCAAAGACGUGCUGUUAUUCAGCCCACUACCAUCGUUCGUCAAAAUUAUGUUCAACCUCCAACUGUUGUUUACCAAGACGAGUAUGUUGCCUCUCCUCCUAGAAGAAGAACUGUCCCAGUGGUCAGAAGAAGAGUAGUAGCACCUGUUGUAACUCAACAAGUUUUCACCUCUCGCAGAGGAAAUCCCCGAGGUGGAAGAGUUAGAUUGACCGGUGGUACCGUUGUACCUGCAAACAACUUUGGGAAUCAAAGACCUGCCAUUCGUCGCGUUGUCAUAGCUCAGCAGCCUCCUCGCGUACAACGUGUACAACGUGUACAACGUGUACAACAAGUUCAACAAGUUCAACAAAUUCAACAAAGAACUAUUCGUAGAAGGGCUCCUCAGCAACGUGUGGAAUACGUUCAAACCGUUCCUCAAAGAACACGAGGAAACGGUAAUGCAAGGUUCCGAAAAAAUGAACGUUUUCGAACAGCGAUUGGGGGUGGGAAUCGUGGAUUCUCUAGUCAGAAUGUUGAUCGUUUUGAACCAAUCACGAGCUUUAUGGAUUCUGGAAGUGUCAUUCGUCGCGGCCGUGGAUUCAACAACAAUUAUUGA